AUGGCCACCGCGACGGGUCGCGACACGCGCGCUGCGAGGUCGAGAAAGCGAGCCAACGACGAGGAGCUGGGGUUCCCCAAGAAGCCCAGAAUCGAGUCCAAAACGGACCCUGCAAGAUGGAGGUUGAAGGACGACGACAGCAGGCAUACUUGGCACUAUCUUCCAGAUGCCAAAGCUGCCAAGGAGUGGCCGCAGAGCUACGCGGAAAAAUGGUACCUCAAUCUGCCACUGGGCCUCCCGGAUCUUCCCAAAGCAGAAACCCCCUUAGAAGCGACCAAGAAUGGCCUCACCUUCUUUGAGAAACUCCAAUUGCCCUCGGGGCAUUGGGGCUGCGAGGACGGCGGGCCUCUGUUCUUGCUCCCAGGCAUCGUCAUCACCUGGUACGCGACGAAGACACCGAUUUCAUCGGCAUGGGCGACAGAGAUCAAGAACUAUAUCUUUGCGAGGGCAAACCCCGAGGACGGCGGCUGGGGCCUGCAUAUCGAAGGCGAGAGCACCGUUUUUGGAACAACCCUCAAUUAUACGGUGCUCCGGCUCGUCGGCGUCGACCCCGAAGACCCGGUUAUGGUCAAGGCCCGAGGCACGCUGCACAAACUGGGAGGAGCAGUCAACUCUCCGCACUGGGCCAAGUUCUGGCUCGCCGUCCUGGGCGUCGUGGACUGGGACAUCGUCAAUCCGGUGCCGCCAGAGAUUUGGCUGUUGCCUGACUGGGUCCCGAUCGCACCCUGGCGCUGGUGGAUUCACAUCCGCCAGGUAUUCUUGCCCAUGGGCUACCUCUACUCCAAGAAGUGGAGCUGUGAAGAGACAGAAAUCAUCCGCGGCCUCAAGGAAGAGCUCUUCGUCCAGCCGCACGCCGAGAUCAACUGGACAGCGCACCGAAACAGCAUCGCAGCCGUCGACAACUAUCAUCCCAAGUCGUGGCUUUUGAACACGGCGAACUGGUUCCUGGUGAACCUCUGGAACCCGUAUCUGCGGCCAAACUUCAUUAAGGACAGGGCUGAAGCAUGGGUGAGCGAGCUGGUCGACAUGGAAGACGCAAACACCGACUAUGCCUGUUUGGCCCCCGUCAACGCGCCCAUGAACACGCUUGUCUGCUAUGUCCGCGACGGCCCUGACGCAUUCAGCGUCCAGAGGCACAUUGAACGUCUGCAAGAGUUCCUGUGGGUCAAGGAUGAGGGCAUACUGUGCAAUGGUACUAAUGGCAUGCAAUGCUGGGACACUGCUUUCUUGAUCCAGGCUGUAUUUGAAGCCGGCCUGCAGGAGGACAAGAACUGGAAACCCAUGCUGGAGCGCUCGCUCAACUAUCUUGAACGCCAGCAGAUCCGAGAAAACUGCAAGGACCAGGAGAAAUGCUACCGACAGCCACGCAAGGGCGGGUGGGCGUUCAGCAACCGCGACCAGGGAUACGGAGUCAGCGACUGCAUCUCGGAGGCCCUCAAGGCCAUCAUCCUGCUGCAAAACGUUGGUGGACUUACCAAGAUUCUCAGUGAUCAGCGCAUCUUUGACGCCGUCGAUACACUUUUGCUGUAUCAGAACGACAAUGGGGCCUGUUCGUCUUACGAGGCGCGUAGAGGCGGCGAAUACAUGGAGAUGCUGAACGCGGCAGAGGUCUUUGGGCGCAUCAUGAUCGAGUACGACUAUCCGGAAUGCACGACGGCGUGCGUGACGGCGCUGUCGCUCUUCAACAAGCACUGGCCCGACUACCGACCCGACGAGAUCAAGCUGUUCAUCAAGCGAGCUACCAACUGGAUCAAAUCCAACCAGCGGUUGGACGGCAGCUGGUACGGCAGCUGGGGUAUCUGCUUCACGUAUGCCACCAUGUUUGCACUGGAGAGCAUGGCCAGCAUUGGCGAGACGUACUCCAACAGCAAGAUUUCCAAGGCCGGAUGCGAGUUUCUGCUCUCCAAGCAACGCGAGGACGGUGGUUGGUCGGAAAGCUACAAGGCUUGUGAAAUCAUGAAGUAUGUCGAGCAUCCCUACGGCUCGCUCGUGGUGCAGACGGCCUGGGCGCUGAUCGGCCUCAUGGAAGCCGACUAUCCCAACGUUGAGCCGCUGAAGAAGGGCAUCGAGCUCAUCAUGCGACGGCAGCAGCCAAACGGCGAGUGGCUCCAGGAGGCCAUCGAGGGCGUGUUCAACAAGUCGUGCAUGAUUUCGUACCCCAACUACAAGUUCACCUUUACGCUGAAGGCGCUGGGAAUGUUUGCCAGAAAAUAUCCUGAUGUCAAGGUGGACGUUUAG
Messenger RNA from Purpureocillium lilacinum, 2238 nucleotides. Its product is annotated as lanosterol synthase (Oxidosqualene--lanosterol cyclase). Lineage: Eukaryota; Fungi; Ascomycota; Sordariomycetes; Hypocreales; Ophiocordycipitaceae. The record is from RefSeq and is a predicted model, not a curated record. Gene Ontology annotation, cellular component: lipid droplet. Gene Ontology annotation, molecular function: lanosterol synthase activity. Gene Ontology annotation, biological process: triterpenoid biosynthetic process; ergosterol biosynthetic process.